Coffea arabica (coffee) is the source of this 617-nucleotide messenger RNA. The record is from RefSeq and is a predicted model, not a curated record. Lineage: Eukaryota; Viridiplantae; Streptophyta; Magnoliopsida; Gentianales; Rubiaceae.
AUGGGAGGAAUAAGGACUGCUGGAGCUUCGAGAGGAGCUUUAUCUAGAGGAGGUAGUAGUGGGCCGACCCAAGCUAGGAGAGUGCCUUCUACUGGUUCAGCUAUGACCCCUCAAGUCACUUGUAGGUACUGUGAAAAAUCCAACCACUCCGAGAAUGAUUGUUGGAGGAAGUCUGGGAAGUGUUUGGCUUGUGGUAGUACAGAGCACCAACUCGCGAACUGUCCAAACAAAAUGAAGAUGGGAGCUAAGGAUGGCAAGGUAUCACAACUUGAGCAUGUUUUCAUUCAAGGAAGCAAAGUCAGGUUUAUGGUGAUUCCAGAUAUGCUUAAGAAUGCUCCAAUGUUCAAACGUCUAGAAGCUAGAAUCAAGGGCAAGGGUUCAGCACUUGGCAUUAGACGGGGACGUGCUGUUGCCAUGAGAGCCAGGGCUCAGGCUGCUGGUCGUAGAGCUCCACCAGGGAGGGGCAUUGUGCCACCUGUAAGGAGGUGAUCAUUCUAGAAUAUGAUUGUAAUCUUAAGAGCAUCAAAGCUCGUAUAUUAUGCAAGGGAGAUCAUCAAAUCCAUGUUAUGCAGCCCAAUUUGGUAUAGGAUAAUAUUUGGCCUUUGAGACCUUAAGAA